Aricia agestis (brown argus) is the source of this 1551-nucleotide messenger RNA. Its product is annotated as enhancer of mRNA-decapping protein 4-like. Bases 47 to 1492 code for a protein of 481 amino acids. Lineage: Eukaryota; Metazoa; Arthropoda; Insecta; Lepidoptera; Lycaenidae. Gene Ontology annotation, biological process: deadenylation-independent decapping of nuclear-transcribed mRNA. The transcript has 9 exons. Gene Ontology annotation, cellular component: P-body. The record is from RefSeq and is a predicted model, not a curated record.
AAAAAAACAAGUAUAAACUUAUUGAUCUGUCAGUUUAGCUACGAAUAUGGAUCUAAAAAGGUGGAAGUCAGUCGACACCGUGGAUUUUACGCCGAAGUUCAUCGGCGAGGACGAAAGUUUCUACUUCGCCGACCACCGGUCGCACAGCGAGUCCUCGUUGGAGCCCUGCGUCGUUGUCUACAGCGAAGCGUCCUCUCCAUCCGCAGUCGUCUUCAGCGAAGCCUCGUCACCUUGCGCGGUUGUGGACCACGGGUCCGACGCGUCGCUGGCCGAAGAUAACGAACUCCACCUUGAAGGAAAAUUAAUCAAUGUGGAGAGGAAAAUUGACGAGCUAAACAGGCUGCUGCAGGAGCAGCUGGUACUGGUGGGCGGUCUGCGGCGGGAGCUGGCGAGUGUGACGUCACGCCGCCCGCCCGCAGCCGACAUACACGACGCCGACUUGCAAUCGUUGGAGGUCCUAGCGCGGCUCCUGGAGGCGGGGCGCGCGGGGGGCGGGGCGGAGGGGGCGGACGCGCGCGCGCGCUGCCUGCUCGACGCCAUCGAGCUCAAACAUCUGCAGCGCAUAGACUUCCAGAUUAAGGAUAGUAUCUGCAAGUUCCUGCAGAGCGAUGACUUGAAAGCUCAGCUGGCGAGCGCGACGGCGGAGUCCCUGCAGCCGGUGGUCCGCAGCUGCCUGUCGGAGACGUUCUCCCGGGCGCUGCAGCCGGCGCUCGACGCCGCCUACCGCAGGCUGCUCAAACUCGUCACCGGUGUACUGAGUAGCGCGUUCCAGCAAUUGGAGGCGAACUCUGCGGGUAUAGUGAAGUGGUCGGGGCGGUGGUCGCGGGGUCUGCGCGCCGCCUUACACAAGCACCACGCCCUGCUCGACGCCCAGCCGCGAGACCUGCACCACCUGCAGACUAUUCUGGAGGAAGUCCUUCAGAACGAACUAAAGGAGUGGCGGGGCAAGCUGUUUGACGUGCUGAUGUCGGAGAUGCGAGUGAGCGCGGGAGGCGCGGGGGACGCGCGGGGUGGGGGCGAGCACGCCGCCGCCCCGGACAGUGUUGCGCCUCCUGCGGCACCGCCUUCUUCCGCCGUCAACAAGUUGAUGAAAUCGGCGGUGAUAAAGAAGCAUAUAGAGGAUGGUAACAUUAACGCAUCGUUCGAGGAGGCCCUCUCCUCCGGCGACCUGGCGCUGGUGGUGGCGGCGUGCCGGGGGGCGGAGCCCGCGCGCGUGUUCGGCCCGCCCUGCCGCCUCCGCCAGCCCGUGCUGCUGUCGUUGGUCCAGCAGCUGGUUACUGAUAUGGUACACGACACGCACUUGAAAUGCAGGUACUUGGAAGAGGCUAUAACAAGACUGGAUGCUUGGGAACCGGGGACGCGCGCGCACCUGCCGCUGGUUGUACGUGAGGUCCGCACGCAUCUCACGCGCUUCCUGCAAGCUUACCCCGGACACGUGGCCGCGACACGAAUCACCCUUAUCAUAAUGGCUGCCAACAACUUGAUCAGAUAACUACAUUUUUAUAAUAUUUAUAUAUAUAUACUUGCUAUAAAAACUUUAUAAUAAAGAGC